AAAAAAACAAAAACAAAAAAAAUUCUGUCUGUACGUACCAUCUGCUCCUCCACAGCUUUUUCCUUGGUGGGUAUGGGAACAGAUUGUGCUGCUGCUCAUUGACUGCUCACAGAAUUGUGUUGCAGAGAAGUCGUCACCCCUCAGCCCCAACAAGAUUCUGCUUUUCUGAAAGUUCUCCUCUUUUGCACCCUUUUUCUGUUCAUUCAAAGGAACAAAAGGAGGGGGCUUUAGGAAAAAAAGAAGAAAAGUUCUUCAACCGACAGCUACCGGAGCAUAAUCUUUCUGGGUUUCUGAUUUCUCAGAUGCCUCCAUCCUCAUGGGUUCUUCCUAUGAAGGAACAGAAGAGAAAGAAUGAAGCUUCAGCUUCCUUUCCAUGUGCCCAUUUGGACUGAUGCUUUGAUUUACCUUCCUCAGUCCUUCUCUCCAUCUCCUGUUUGCUCACUGUCAGCUUUAUCUCCUGUUUGUCCUGUUUCUCUCCAGUCAAGGACCUUGGUUUUUAGGUGUGAAGUGUCCAAUGGACUCACAAAAGAAGUUACUUAUAGCGCUCAUUGUUGCUUGCUCUUCGCUGGGCGCAAGUGUGCUCUUUUCAGUAUGUUGGUGGAGCUUUCACAGCAAGCGUAAGCGCAGAGCACAAAGAGAUGGUGCUCAGAGCUCAGAUUCUGAGGAAGCAGCAAUGGGGCUGUCGGUGCCUUCGUUGUUGGAUAGAUUCAGUUCCUUGAAGAUGGUUAACAGGAACGUCUCUAUUCUAGUGAUGGACUUAAAGAUGUUGGAAAAGGCGACGAAUGGUUUUAAGGAGAGCAACAUAUUGGGGCAAGGCGCAUUCGGCUGUGUUUACAAGGGGAUGUUGGAUGAUGACAUGCAUAUUGCUGUCAAGAAGCUUGAUUGUGGAAGCCAAGAUGCCUCCAAAGUAUAUGAGAUUGAGGUGGGUUUCUUAAGUAAAAUGCAGCACCAAAAUAUCAUCUCGCUGUUGGGUUACUGUAUCCAUGGUGAGGCGAGGUUUAUUGUUUAUGAACUAAUGCAAAAUGGUUCUUUGGAGACUCAAUUGUAUGGGUCUUCAAAUGGUUCAGCAUUGACAUGGCACAAACGGAUGAAAAUAGCUCUUGACACGGCUAGAGGCUUAGAGUAUCUGCAUAAGCAUUGCAAGCCCCCAGUCAUUCACAGAGAUCUGAAGUCAGCUAACAUACUUCUAGAUGCUGACUUCAAUGCCAAGCUUGCAGAUUUUGGGUUAGCUGUGACCGAGGUGACCCGGAAGAAAAACAGGGUAAAGCUUUCGGGCACUUUGGGUUAUGUAGCCCCAGAAUAUGUUUUGGACGGUAACUUGACUGAUAAGAGUGAUGUCUAUGCUUUUGGAGUUGUGCUUUUGGAGCUCCUCUUGGGAAGAAGGCCUCUAGAGAAACUAGCACCCACUCAGUGCCAAUCUGUUGUUGCAUGGGCCAUGCCUCAGCUGACCGACCGAUCUAGGCUUCCAGAUAUUGUGGAUCCUGUAAUUAAAGAUACAAUGGAUGUCAAGCACUUAUACCAGGCAGCUGCUGUUGCUGUUUUGUGUCUGCAACCAGAACCGAUCUACCGGCCACUGAUAACGGAUGUACUGCACUCUCUCAUUCCGCUUGUACCCGUUGAGCUUGGGGGAACACUGAAGACCGAGCGAUCAGCACCCUACUGAUCAUAUAAUAUAUUUCGGAGAUACGGGUGGUCUCAAGAGGGUACCGGUUUAGUCAAGAUCGUCAACAAGAGUUUCUGCAUAGAUAUAGUAACAGGCAAUUCGCAGCUUAUAUUGAAAGAGAAUUGGCCUGAUAGAAGAGAAAGAGGUGCGUGUUCUAACAUCAUCGACGAGAUGCGGCUGUACAGGAGAAAUUCUUAGACAGGCAAACAACAGUUCUUCGUUUGGGUGACUAUAUAGAUUAGGUACAUUCAGUUAAUUGCUUGCGCUUCUUCUCUUCUCAUUUGGAUGAUUACGGCCAGGAAAGAAAUCAAAUCAUGAAGCUUUUCGGAGCAAACAGUCAUUGGCAGUAUUCCCUAGUUUUUGUUGUUGCGAGAGCUCAAUUGUAACUUGAUGCUUACGCUGUCCUUUUCCUUCAUGGAUCCAGAAUUCCACCAUUGGUGAAAUCCCUUGUGUGCAAGAGGGGUUCACUCAUAAGUUCCAUUA
Rhodamnia argentea is the source of this 2146-nucleotide messenger RNA. Its product is annotated as probable receptor-like protein kinase At1g80640. NCBI's taxonomy places the organism in Eukaryota, Viridiplantae, Streptophyta, Magnoliopsida, Myrtales, Myrtaceae. Gene Ontology annotation, biological process: protein phosphorylation. The transcript is spliced from 10 exons. The record is from RefSeq and is a predicted model, not a curated record. The coding region runs from base 515 to 1663 and encodes 382 amino acids. Gene Ontology annotation, molecular function: ATP binding; protein kinase activity.